This is a messenger RNA of Anopheles nili, 1381 nucleotides long. It is a transcript of the gene Atg3, whose product is annotated as ubiquitin-like-conjugating enzyme ATG3. Gene Ontology annotation, molecular function: Atg8-family ligase activity. The record is from RefSeq and is a predicted model, not a curated record. The transcript is spliced from 5 exons. NCBI's taxonomy places the organism in Eukaryota, Metazoa, Arthropoda, Insecta, Diptera, Culicidae. Gene Ontology annotation, cellular component: cytoplasmic ubiquitin ligase complex; cytosol. Bases 1 to 1011 code for a protein of 336 amino acids. Gene Ontology annotation, biological process: autophagosome assembly; autophagy of mitochondrion; nucleophagy.
AUGCAGAGUGUUCUCAAUUCCGUGAAAGGCACAGCACUCGGGGUUGCCGAAUACCUAACUCCCGUCCUGAAGGAGUCAAAAUUUCGAGAGACAGGAGUGCUGACACCGGAAGAAUUCGUUGCCGCCGGUGAACACCUGACCCACCAUUGUCCGACGUGGUCUUGGGCGGUCGGGGAUGAAAGCAAAAUCAAACCAUACCUCCCAAAAGAAAAACAGUUUCUCAUCACACGCAACGUUCCGUGCCGACGUCGAUGCAAACAGAUCGAAUUCGUCGGAGAAGAGAACCUCGUCGAAGAGAACGACCCCGAUGGAGGGUGGGUGGAAACGCAUCACUACAAUCCGGACGAUGCUGGAAACACCGGGCUGGAGGAUAAGGUGUGUGAAAUGAAGCUGGACAGUUCGCGCAUCGAGGACGAACCGGCUGCCGACAUGGAUGAUCCGCGGAACCUCGACGGUGGCUCCGAUGAUGACCCCGCCGCAGAGGACGAUGAAGACGGUGCCGCUAUCGAUAUGGACGAAUUUGAGGAGAGCGGUUUGUUGGAUACCGUUGAUCCGGUACGCAGUGGCUCAAUUCUGCUUCCACCCCCGAAUGAGAAGCCCGCGCGCAGCUUGUCGGAGCCGGAAGGUGAUUCCGUCGUUCGCACGAGGACGUAUGAUCUGCACAUUACGUACGACAAGUAUUACCAAACGCCGCGGCUUUGGGUGAUCGGGUACGACGAAAACCGAAAGCUGCUGAGCGUGGAGCAGAUGUAUGACGACGUUAGCCAGGAUCACGCAAAGAAAACGGUAACCAUGGAAACGCAUCCUCAUCUACCGGGACCGAACAUGGCAUCGGUGCAUCCCUGCAAGCAUGCCGAUAUUAUGAAGAAAAUAAUCCAAACCGUGGAGGAAGGCGGCGGCGAGCUGGGUGUCCACAUGUACCUCAUAAUAUUCCUGAAGUUCGUGCAAACCGUCAUACCAACGAUUGAGUACGAUUUCACGCAAAACUUCAACAUCACAAACCACAAAUAAGCGACGCCGGCGUUGUGCUCAACGGAACAGUUGAGGCGUAUAUUAGGAGUUGCUGUUGCUGCAGAUGCUGUCAAUGUUGUUGCUAUUGGCUUCGCCACGGUUCGCGGCUUUGCAAUUUUGAAUCAUGACUCCAUUUUACAGUUCCCACCAACCGUGGGGGUAGUCCGAGCGGCACCGUAACAUUGUAAACGGAAGCCGCCUGCUAUUCCACACAGCUCUUCGGUUCUUUUUUUGUCGUUUUUAAGUUUUAACGUACUCCUACGAUUUGUCUACCAUGUCCGUGUGUUUAUGUGUGUUUAAUUCGAUCGAUCCUUUUCGUCUCGAGAAAACCCUGAUGAUAUUUCAACGAACCGCAACCGCACUGUGUUAC